UCAUCACAUCCCAACGAACUAGCUGGUGCGGGGCUGACCUAGCCUGCGCUUUCUAUAAAGCCUCGCGGGGCCUCAAUUCUGAUGCCAAUUCUGCUCCAGCCUCCGCAGCUCCAAGUGAGGGAGGGACUCCGAGCGCUUGCCGCCCAUCCUCCACGACGAGAGCCCCGGAAGGCCAGGCACGGAAGGAAAGCAAGCGCGCACGCUCAAUCGCUCGCGCAAUCGCAAGGUGGCGAGAUUCUUCAAGAAGAAGAAGAGACGCGCGGUGAGCUUUAGUAUUUUUCACGAGCGAGGUUUUGUGAUCUUAAACCUACGCGCACUAGUACCUCCGUCGUACCUUUCCAACAUUCAUCCUCCUCGGAGGUUUAACAAGAAUUCUGUUAUUUCUCAACGCGAUUGCCGGACCGGCGGAUUUCCCCUCUGAACCCUGCGCGAGCCUCGAGUAGUGCGCUCUUGUUCUGUUCGAGGUCCACUGCUGAAGAAUGGGCGCUCUCCGGUGCACGAGGCAGACCGGACUGGGCGAGACUCUGUAGUCCAUGAUCGCUCCCUCCGAUCAGUUUGUAAAUUCAAACGUAGCGACUUGGUAGUGGGAAGAUUUUCGCAAGCUCUAAGAAAUUUGCUGACAAAGAACUCGUAGCAUUAGGUCGCUUGAAGCCUUAUAGGAACCUUUGCGAAUUCGGGGCAUUGGAUCUUCCGAGUGCAAUUGCCGAUUCGAUCUUGAAGAAAAUCCCGCAGAAAGGGAGGGGAGAAGGGAAGGGAAAGGAGUGAGAAGAUGAACAAGGUGGUCUGCCCAGAAUGCCAUAAAGCGACAGAGGUUGUGGUGGAUCACGCCGCCGGGGACAUGGUCUGCUCUGAGUGUGGGUUAGUACUAGAGGCCCACUCUAUCGACGAGACCUCGGAAUGGCGUACAUUCUCCAACGAGUCGUCGUCCAACGAUCCCGUUCGUGUAGGAGGUCCUUCUAAUCCACUGCUCACUGACGGUGGUAUGUCUACAAUUAUUACUAAGCCAAAUGGAGCACAGGGAGAUUUCAUGUCCUCUCUCGGCCGCUGGCAAAAUCGCGGCUCAAAUCCGGACCGCUCUCUGAUCAUCGCCUUUCGAACGAUUGCAACUAUGGCAGACCGAUUGGGGCUAGUCUCUACCAUUAAGGAUCGAGCCAAUGAGAUCUACAAAAAGGUGGAGGAUCUGAAAUCUAUAAGGGGAAGGAGUCAAGAUGCCAUUUUGGCUGCUUGUCUCUACAUUGCGUGUAGGCAGGAAGACAAACCCCGAACUUUCAAAGAAAUUUGCUCUGUCGCAAAUGGAGCUUCCAAAAAGGAGAUCGGACGUGCCACCAAGUUUAUAGUUAAGCAGCUCGAAGAAGAAAUGGGCAUGUCCAUGGAGAUGGGUACAAUCCAUGCGGGUGACUUUUUGAGGCGUUUCUGCUCGCAUCUAGGGAUGACGAAUAAUGCUGUUAGAGCAGCCACAGAUUCUGUAAAAAGAUCUGAACAACUUGACAUUCGGAAAAGCCCCAUCUCUAUAGCCGCAGCUGCUAUUUACAUGAUUUCACAACUAUCAGAUGACAAGAAGCCUUUGAAAGAUAUUUCGCGAGUUGCGGGGGUGGCCGAAGUUACUAUCAGGAACUCUUACAAGGAUUUGUACCCGCACGCAUCGAAGUUGAUACCAGAGUGGUUUGCGAAAGAAGAGGAUUUGAAGAAUCUCUGUGCUCCGUAGGACCUGGAUGCUGCAUACUGGUCCAAAUUUUUUUUGUAAUUCAUCAAGUGGACGUUAUCUCAAUCAUCUUGUUCUGGGACGUAUCAUGCCAGAGUGAAAUUUGUUCACCCGACUCGACAUUUUUACGGAAUCAUUUUAGCAUCAUACGUUGAUUGAGGUCCUUUCACGUGAAGAUCUUAAAGAUCACACGAUUAGAUAUAUUUCUGGAACCCAGUUGCAGUUGUCUGCGUUUGCAAUGAGGUAUAGAUAGCUUGAAAUCUCUGCUGAGGUAGCCCAUUAUUCAAAACUUAAGAAAUUAGUUGUGGGUAGGAAGGGAACCAGAUAUGGCUCGUCAUUUUUUGAGUUGCACAGCAACCUUCAAUUAGGCCGUAAGACCGAGAUAUCCCAGGGUUUGUAGCUGUGUUUGGUUAUUUGGGAAUCUGGUUAGAGUGAGCUCAUGGAGUCCACUUUUUUUCCAGUGGCACUCAAGAGAUGUGAAGUCUCAGUUGUAGUGAUGGUCUUUGUUUCUGAUUUCUCCGGAAACCAUGGAUCUCUGUAAAUUUACAGUUCGAACAUUUUCCUUUCAACUCUUGGAUAUUAUACAUGGGCGGUUCACACACUUACAAAACAAGUGGCCAGAUACAACUUUGUACAUAUUAAUCUUGUUUAACAAUUGUAUAUCCUGCUCUCACGCGGCACCUCCAGCCGCUUCUU
Molecule: messenger RNA, 2398 nt
Organism: Marchantia polymorpha subsp. ruderalis
Lineage: Eukaryota; Viridiplantae; Streptophyta; Marchantiopsida; Marchantiales; Marchantiaceae
Source: the annotation of a GenBank genome assembly